GGGGAUCAUUACAGACCACCUCCUGCCCAGUUCGUAGGUUUCCCAAACCUAAGAAAGCUUGCUCUCCACGUACUCGACACCACAAAUCAGGAUCUCGACAAUAUCUUGGGCAGUUGCUGUAAACUUGAGUGGCUGAGCAUAGUGAGAUGCCAUCUGAAGGAUGAACUGAAGGUGACUCGCCCAUUGUCCCACCUGCGUUAUCUGAGAGUCAUGCACUGCGAUAUAACCAAGAUAGACUUCCAUGCUGCAGAACUCUCCACCUUUGUUUAUAAAGGAUCAUUCAUACCUGUUUCCCUCCGUCAUGCUUCGAAACUUGAAAAGGCGAAAAUUUGGUUUUACGAUACAACUUUUCAGCAAGCUAUCACCUCACUUCUUGAUGGGCUUCCGGAUGUACGAAACCUAACAUUGCAGUUUUCAUUUCAACGACUAGAGAACCGAUGGGUGUUAAACAGCCCUCACAUGUUUUCUCAGCUCAGGCAUGUGCAGAUACUGCUCAUCGCAACUGAUGAAGACGCUGACAAAAUUCUCUACUUAGUUUCCUUUCUGAGGGCUGCUCCCUUUAUUGAAAAGCUUGAAGUACAUUUUCUUUGCCUUCCUACUUUGUGGUUUGCAAAUUGUGGGCCUUUGAGACAACAAAUACCCACGAAUGAAUACAAAUACGUGAAUCUGAAGAAUGUACGUGUUACAGGAUUUAGAGGAGCAAGAGGCCAAGUUGAAUUCCUUAUGCAUGUUGUGGAGAAUGCCCCUGCGAUACAAGGGGUGACUGUAGAUACAACUCAAAGACUAACUGACGCAUAUGAUCCAGAUGAAGCAACCCCAACACUAGAUAGGGCGGCCCUUGAUAUGAUUGGCACUAGAUACCAUCUAAGCACAUCGGCGCUCGGGCGUGGUGGCCGUGACCCCAGCAAGCGAUGUCCUCUUCAUCACCAGCCGGUCGAGGACAAUGCAAUCCACUCCCUCUCUUCCUACGGCUGCCGCACCGCGCCACUCAUGACCUGAGCACUGGAGAUCUGCAGCGUCCGGUGCUCUGGCUGCAAGGAGAUCCAUCUUUCAUGUCAUGUCUCCUUU
Molecule: messenger RNA, 1068 nt
Organism: Lolium rigidum
Lineage: Eukaryota; Viridiplantae; Streptophyta; Magnoliopsida; Poales; Poaceae
Exons: 5
Coding region: 211-999 (262 amino acids)
Source: RefSeq, a predicted model, not a curated record